Molecule: messenger RNA, 1708 nt
Organism: Oncorhynchus keta (chum salmon)
Lineage: Eukaryota; Metazoa; Chordata; Actinopteri; Salmoniformes; Salmonidae
Product: RNA-binding protein 25-like
Exons: 2
Coding region: 218-1222 (334 amino acids)
Source: RefSeq, a predicted model, not a curated record
AACAGCUACAGGCUACAGUAUACAUAACAAUCGAAAGCACACUGAGUGACCUGAAGUGUUCUGCUCUGAUCAUGAUGGGACCCAGGUCAAGCCAUGUCAUCACACCAGGGCAGAGACAAAGUGACUGCUACAACUGCAGUACAAGACAACACACGUCUUCACAAGCUUAGGCAUCAUUCUUCCUCUUCCUAAAUUAACAAUGUAACUCCACUUUCAUAUGCUCUGCGCCACAUGGGACAGGUCAUCAGACAGACCAAGGCAGAGACUGACUGCUAGGACUACAGGACAAGACAGACCAAGGCAGAGACUGACUGCUAGGACUACAGGACAAGACAGACCAAGGCAGAGACUGACUGUUAUGACUACAGGACAAGACAGACCAAGGCAGAGACUGACUGCUAGGACAACAGGACAAGACAGACCAAGGCAGAGACUGACUGCUAGGACUACAGGACAAGACAGACCAAGGCAGAGACUGACUGUUAUGACUACAGGACAAGACAGACCAAGGCAGAGACUGACUGCUAGGACUACAGGACAAGACAGACCAAGGCAGAGACUGACUGCUAGGACUACAGGACAAGACAGACCAAGGCAGAGACUGACUGUUAUGACUACAGGACUAGACAGACCAAGGCAGAGACUGACUGUUAUGACUACAGGACAAGACAGACCAAGGCAGAGACUGACUGCUAGGACUACAGGACAAGACAGACAAAGGCAGAGACUGACUGUUGUGACUACAGGACUAGACAGACCAAGGCAGAGACUGACAGUUAUGACUACAGGACUAGACAGACCAAGGCAGAGACUGACUGCUAGGACUACAGGACAAGACAGACCAAGGCAGAGACUGACUGUUAUGACUACAGGACAAGACAGACCAAGGCAGAGACUGACUGCUAGGACUACAGGACAAGACAGACCCAUGCAGAGACUGACUGCUAGGACUACAGGACAAGACAGACCAAGACAGAGAUUGACUGUUAAGACUACAGGACAAGACAGACCAAGGCAGAGACUGACUGCUAGGACUACAGGACAAGACAGACCAAGGCAGAGACUGACUGCUAGGACUACAGGACAAGACAGACCAAGGCAGAGACUGACUGCUAGGACUACAGGACAAGACAGACCAAGGCAGAGACUGACUGCUAGAACUACAGGACAAGACAGACCAACGCAGAGACUGACUGCUAGGACAGACCAAGGCAGAGACUGACUGCUAGAACUUCAGGACAAGACAACAUGUACAACAGGAAACAAAUACCGUCUUAAAAAACUGUUCUGUUAUGUUCUGUUCUGUUAUGACUGCAGUCAGACAAAACUGUUCCUAAUUUUCUUCUCUGACUGUCCUUAUUCCUCCUCUCUGACUGUCCUUAUCCCUCCUCUCUGACUGUCCUUAUUCCUCCUCUCUGACUGUCCUUAUUCCUCCUCUCUUACUGUCCUUAUUCCUCCUCUCUGACUGUCCUUAUUCCUCCUCCCUGACUGUCCUUAUUCCUCCUCUCUGACUGUCCUUAUUCCUCCUCUCUGACUGUCCUUAUUCCUCCUCUCUGACUGUCCUUAUUCCUCCUCUCUGACUGUCCUUAUUCCUCCUCUCUGACUGUCCUUAUUCCUCCUCUCUGACUGUCCUUAUUCCUCCUCCCUGACUGUCCUUAUUCCUCCUCUCUGACUGUCCUUAUUCCUCCUCCCUGACUGUCCCUAUUCC